Symbiodinium sp. CCMP2456 is the source of this 1992-nucleotide messenger RNA. The record is from the annotation of a GenBank genome assembly. Lineage: Eukaryota; Dinophyceae; Suessiales; Symbiodiniaceae.
AUGUGGCGGCUGGCGGGCCAGAGGAGGCUUGGGCUGGGACCCAUGGCAAGGACGCUGCCCGUCCUCGAUCGAGCCUGUGUUCCGGGUGGACCCUGCGCAAUGACCUUUGUUACGAGCUUGCCCAGCCAAGCUCGAUUCGCGUCCGGGCAGAGAGAAAAAUCUUUACCAUCGCGGCUGCCUUGCAUACCCAGCGAGGGGCAAGAUCAAGGCAAGUCUUCCUUAGCUUCCCCUGAAGCGGAGGAAGGAAAGAUCAACACCAUUCCGGAAAGGGAGGAUUGGGAGAUGGAGCCCCUGAUGGCGGACGCCAGGGUGUUCUUGGUGGCCGGGGCUCUCCUGUGCUUUGGGGGAAGUCUCGUCUCCGUUUAUGUGGCUGUGACACAUGAUCCGAACCGGAAAGAAGAUCGGACGGUGCUGAAGCGAGGGGAAUACAUCGCUGGUGGUAGUGUUGUCGGCGCCCUGGUCAUGAUGGUCCUCAUCUUGCUAAGUGUAGCCUGCCGCGAGACGCAGUUCGUGCACGGAGCCAAUCCGCGCGCCGUUUCACUUCGCGAGACCAUUGUUUCACCUACGCAGCGCGUGCCAGAAAUGGUCAGUCAUCACGAUGGCGAAGGCAAGUUGUUCGUUGGUCAUGUGAUGAUUCCUGCACUGGACUUGCUUGGAGCGUUGCGUGGCAAGGCUUCUCAGCUGCUGAUCUCCUUUCUGUCUGAUCCUCACGGCAACCAGCGGGUUUCUACUCGUGGGGCUGCCUUCCGGAACUGGACGCCGAGCCCGUCGUUAAUUGUCAGCCUACUGUCGUCUAGUCAAGAAUGCACGGCUUCCAGGAGCAGCUUCAGUGGCGCCGGCCCAUCACCUCCAGGAGGUUACGGCGGGUACGGUGCGGGCGGGGGUGCAUCCAGUGGGUAUGCCAGCAGCAGCGGGUACCAUGGCGGAUACGGCGGUGGUGGAAGCGGGUAUGGUGGGGGUGGACAUGGAGGCGGGUAUGGCGGGGGUGGCUAUGGAAGCGGGUAUGGCGGGGGUGGACAGGGAGGCGGAUAUGGCGGUGGUGGCUAUGGAGGUGGAGGAUAUGCAGGCGGGCAUGGUGCCAAUGGCGGGUAUGGGGGAGCUCCUGGUGGCUAUGGCUAUGGCGGCUCGCAAAGUGGAGGUCCACCCGGCCCGGAUCCCUAUGGCAAUUCCUACCGGGAUCCGUAUAGGGAUCCGUACGGAGAUCCCUAUGGUGGUCCCAAUGGCAUGCCUCCACCGAAGGGCCAACCUAUGGAGGACGAUUUCGACGAAGGUGCAGGGGAAGGGCUGAAUAUGGUGGAGGCAGGGGCUGGCUUACCUCCACCGGAUGAGCCUGUUGACGAGGUGGACAUGGAUCCGGAGGCUAUGUACGAAGAGGGGGCCCCCGAAGAGCCGAUCUCCGAAGAACCGGAGGCCGGCUAUGGAGAAGGCCCACCUCUGCUACUAGUCAACAACGAAGGCCAAAAUAUUUUGGCGAAGGAAAAGACCAGGCAGCUGAUCAACAAAGUCAACAUCCUGUCAAAGACCCUUCAGGCCAAGCUGCCACUUUACGACGAGGGAACGGACCUCCCGGAGCCCGAGGAUGAGAUGAGGGAGAUUUGCAGGGCCAGGGAGGUGGAGAUCAACAAGCUGGAGCAGGCGAAGACGGCUGCCGAGAUAGCGCGCCUGGAGAAUGAGGAUGAAGAAGGUGGUGCUGACAUUAACGUCGAGGAGGAGGCGAAGAAGAUAAGAUCAGAGUGGCCGGGUGACGAGUACGACGACCACGGAGGAUAUCCCGCCCCUGAUGCUCACUACUACCAGGGUUAUGACUACGGUAGUUACGAUUACGGUCACGGUCACGGUCACGGCCAUGCUGCGGCACCUGGUGCUCCCGGGCCACCUGCGGCUGCCGUUUGCCCUCCUUCCCUGGUGGCGAUUGCAAUGCUGCUGCCGCACCUGAGAGAGCGGCGAAAGCUUCAGCGUGAAGCAGGCUUCCUUAGCCAGGCCGUCUUCUAG